Molecule: messenger RNA, 735 nt
Organism: Diorhabda carinulata
Lineage: Eukaryota; Metazoa; Arthropoda; Insecta; Coleoptera; Chrysomelidae
Product: sex-determining region Y protein-like
Exons: 3
Coding region: 61-726 (221 amino acids)
Biological process (GO): anatomical structure morphogenesis; cell differentiation; regulation of DNA-templated transcription
Molecular function (GO): DNA-binding transcription factor activity, RNA polymerase II-specific; RNA polymerase II cis-regulatory region sequence-specific DNA binding
Source: RefSeq, a predicted model, not a curated record
CAGCGUUAAACGCAGGCAGCGUCCAUUCGAUCAAUUUGUAUCUCGACGCAGUCUAUUUUCAUGGCGCCUCAAAGUGAACAUAUUAAAAGGCCAAUGAAUGCGUUCAUGGUAUGGUCUAAGAUGCGAAGGAAAAGGAUUUCCCAAGAAAAUCCACGAUUACAUAAUUCUGAAAUCUCAAAACUUUUGGGAGCUGAGUGGAAGCAGCUUUCCGAAUAUGAUAAAAGACCUUUUAUAGAUGAAGCAAAACGUCUUAGGACUCAGCAUAUGCUAGAGCACCCUAAUUAUAAGUAUAGGCCUCGUAGAAAAUCCAAGAUUAUGCUAAAAAAUUCAAUUCCCAAUCAACAAGAACAACAAUUUCUUGAGAAGAAAAAUAUUUAUGGACAAAAUGAAAAUCCGUAUGCGCUGCCUACUUAUCCUCCUGUACCUCAGCAGAACGGAGCACACCAACCCUACACGCUAUCGUUUACUCUGCCAUCUUCAGAAAGGAUAUCUUCAACCUAUCAAGAUUCCAUUAGAAUAUCGGAGACUCGUUUGCAAGUACCCGAAGAAUUUCCAUCAUUCGAAAACAACAGUAAUCAUCCAAGAGAAUAUCUUCCACCAUUACUGCCUUAUUCCACACUACAGAGCAAUCUACAUCAUAGUCCCAUAUUAAGAGCUGCUUCCGUAUAUGGUUACCACGAUUUAUCUUCUAGUAACACGUUGCCGUUAUAUUUUCCACAUAUUUGAAAAUUUUGG